Molecule: messenger RNA, 1037 nt
Organism: Aphidius gifuensis
Lineage: Eukaryota; Metazoa; Arthropoda; Insecta; Hymenoptera; Braconidae
Product: ribonuclease H2 subunit A
Exons: 2
Coding region: 60-1037 (325 amino acids)
Biological process (GO): DNA replication, removal of RNA primer; mismatch repair
Cellular component (GO): ribonuclease H2 complex
Molecular function (GO): RNA-DNA hybrid ribonuclease activity; RNA binding
Source: RefSeq, a predicted model, not a curated record
AACAACAUAAAUUUCCAUAAGCACAUCAACAAGACCAUCCCCAAAAAAAUAUAAACAAAAUGUCAGAUCUAGAAAAUGAUAAUAAAAAAAAUGCAUCACCAGAGCCAACUCGAAUAUCAUGUUGUCAAGAUUUAACUUCAUAUUUUGGAAAUAGUGAUCACAGUAUCAACAAGUUUCAUCAAACCAAAGUUCCAGUUAUUUGUAAAAAUGAACCAUGUCAAUUGGGAGUUGAUGAGGCAGGUCGUGGACCAGUACUGGGUCCAAUGUUGUAUGGUAUAGCUUAUGCACCACUGUCAAAAAAAGAUUUACUUGUUGAGCUUGGUUGUGCUGAUUCAAAAACCCUUACUGAAAAAGAACGUGAUGAAAUUUUUGAUAAAAUAUGUGAUAAACAUGAAGAUAUUGGAUGGAUUGUUGAGGCAAUAUCACCAAAUGUCAUUGCAAAUAGUAUGUACAGACGUAGCAAAUGUUCUCUCAAUGAGGUAUCAAAAAAUUCAGCAGUUGGCAUGAUUAAAAUGGCACUUGAAGCUGGUGUUAAUGUUCAUGAAGUAUAUGUUGAUACUGUUGGUAAACCAGAAAAAUAUCAAGAUUAUUUAAAACAAAUAUUUCCAGAAAUAACAAAAAUUGUUGUUGCUAAAAAAGCUGAUUCAACUUAUCCAAUUGUAUCUGCUGCAAGUAUAUGUGCCAAGGUAUCAAGAGAUCAUGCAUUAAAAGCUUGGGAAUUUCGUGAAGAUGGUAUUGAGGGUGAAUAUGGAAGUGGAUAUCCAAAUGAUCCAGCUACCAAAAAAUGGCUAACUGAUAAUGUUGAUAAUGUUUUUGGUUUUCCUCAACUUGUUAGAUUUAGCUGGUCAACUGCUGAAGUUAUAUUAAAAAAACAUGCACUUGCUGUUGAAUGGGAAGAUGAAGAAGAUGAAAAUGUUCCAAAAAAACAAAAAAAAAUGACUAAUUUUUUUUCACCAACAAAUAGUGCUGGUAAAAUUGUCAAACAAAAACAUGAAUUUUUUAAAAAUAGCUGUCUUGUUGCAACAACAGAUUUAUAA